Molecule: messenger RNA, 1129 nt
Organism: Aphanomyces invadans
Lineage: Eukaryota; Oomycota; Saprolegniomycetes; Saprolegniales; Verrucalvaceae
Exons: 3
Coding region: 16-1044 (342 amino acids)
Molecular function (GO): protein binding
Source: RefSeq, a predicted model, not a curated record
CACGCUUGGAACAGCAUGAGCGACGACGAGGAUGCAGGUUGCGAAGGUGGUGGCAAUGACGGCGGCGAAGCAUCACUGCUGAAGGCAUUCUGCAGCAAGUACGACGUCGAUAUGGACGACGAUGGCGAAGAAGUCUUGGAAGAGCUUGACAUGUCCGAGAAAGACCUCACAGAAGUCCCAGUCGAUCUGUGCGUGAUUCCGCAGUUGCAACAGUCACUGCGGACACUGUGUCUGGAGAAGAAUCAGCUCACCCAUCUCCCCGACGCAAUUGGACUUCUUCAAAACCUCCACGAGUUGUACUUGAGGGAGAACCAGCUCGAAUCGCUGCCGUGUGCACUUGCCAAGUUGUCGCAGCUUGACUCCCUCUAUCUCGAAGACAACGCGCUGUCAGAGAGCGGGUUUCCCACCGAAUUGCAAUCACUCGCUCACCUCAAAGGUUUGUGUCUACAGCGCAAUAAACUCACGAGGGUGCCGCUCCCGCUCAUGUCCCUUGUCGCAUUGGAAGAGCUCUACUUGGAUGCCAACGCGAUCGACGAGUUACCGUCCGAGGUCGGUCAGUUAGUGAAUCUCAAGGAACUGGACGCCCCGAACAAUAAGCUGCGGACUCUCCCAAAGUCCUUUGUCAACCUCACCAAGCUCGAGAUCUUGCACUUGGAAGGAAACGCACUUGAAAAGCUUCCCAAGGACCUCGGCGCCCUCGCAUCGCUGCGCAAGGUGUACUUGCAAGACAAUGCCCUCACGAAACUUCACGCGAGUCUCGGACGAUGCAGUCGUCUAGAGGUAAUCAACAUCGAGAACAACAAACUGACCAAGGUCGGCAAACGCAUCGGGGACCUUCCACGGCUCAAGCACCUGCUUCUUGCCGGCAACCAGCUCGAAAGUCUCCCUUUCAAUCCGUACGAGAAGCUCGGUGGGCUGCGCCGGCUUACCCUGACUGGGAACAAAUUGUCGCCCGAACUAAUGAGGCUCGAAAACACACCGCCGCCAUCGUCUGUGGCCGGCGCGAUUGCCGAAACCGAUGUGGACGACGACGACGACGGUUGAGUGAACAUGUUGAUGAGAGAAGUCAAUGAAUUGAUGUCGUGAUAUAUCGACUCGUCCUUUUUUAAAAUAUCUACGUGGAUUCAAG